CUUCUUCUUCCUCCUCCUUCAACACCGUGUCUCUCUCUCUCUCUCUGUGUGUGUGUUUCUCUCCGAGUCACUCUCUCCAUUAACUGCAGGGUCUCAUAAGGAGAAGACCAGGGUGGGGAACGCAACUCAGCGCUGUAACCAGCCGGAUAUACAACGCAGCUUAAAAUGAUGUCCCGAGAUUAGCUGACUCUGUCGACUGAAGCCAGUGAGAAGGAGGGAAGGCAUGCUACUACUGUGACUGCGUCUGAGAAAUGGUAGACCCCAAAGAACAGCCGACCAAGAAGCGCCGACUAUUGGUUUGCAGCAUUGGACAGACAAACAAAGAAAUGGUGCCUCAAAGUGGGUCACCAGAUCAAGCAAUGGAAAUGGACACAGAUGAACAGGAGCAGCAGACAGAGAGUCCAACAGUGGAGGAUCCUACUUUCUGGACUAUGUGUGAUAAGUGCGGUGUGAGAUACAAAUACUAUAUGAUUGUCAUGGAUAAGCAACUCCGGUGCCGCCAUUGUAAGCAAAACUUUGCUGCUAAAAACAUUCCACUUACCAUGAAUGUUGGACGAGGCCAUUCAAUUGUGGUUACACCUGCUACACAACCUGGAAAGAUUUCUACAACUGGACAGGUUUCACCAAGUACACAAAAUGGAAACAUUUCUAAAAUCGGAUGUAUGUCGCUUGUUCCUCUUUCAAAGAAUGACUUCAACUCCAACUCCAAGGACAGUCUUGAUUGCCAAAAAACACAGCUCCAGGAAGCUGAUAAACUGGGAAAUGGGACUGAAAGUGAUAACAGCAAGACAAGGAUGCCAUUAGCUAGUGAGGAGUCGGUCGAGCAGAUGUCAAAUUCAAAGCAAUUAGUUGGAAAAUUGGAGGCAGCCCACGAUGAGUUGUUUAAGCAAGGACUACGGAUGAUGAUGAAGGGUUUCUUCAUCCGGGCUUGUGUUGCUAAUGCAGAGGACCUGGGUGAUCUUUUGUUUUAUGGGAGAAUAAUUGUUCGAAAUUUUGAUGACCUUGGUAUCACUGAUCCUGGAUUGGGUGCCCUUCUUGAGAACUUGGAGAAACAGGCUGCUGAUGUUAUCUCCCAGCAGUCUUUAGCUUCCAACUGGACAUCUGCACAUGAAUUGUUUCUUAAUUUCAUGAAUGCAGCUGAAUGUGAGACUUCUGAAGCAAUGGCAUUGAAGGCAUCCAUUGAUGAAGAAGUGGGAACCUACACAAUGCAGGUGGAGGAAGCAGAAGCAUCACUGGCUGAGGCCAGGGAGAGGGAAGAGAUGGCUAAGAGAGCUAGGAUUAAAGCGGAAGAAGAUCUAGCCAGGAAGAAAGAGCAGCUAAUAAUGGGUGAACGGUCAAGGGAGAAGGCCAAACAUGCUUGUGAGGCGAAAGAAGAUGCAUUGGCCAAGGCAAAGGAGAAGGUGAACAAGGCUAAGGAGGAGCUUGAGGUGAGCAUGGAAGCACUCAAGGAGAAAGAUGCCAAGUGGAGAAGCCUUUGUGAACCUUUGCCUGGUGUAAUGGACUUUGCUCUCUAAUUCUAGGGAGGCUUGUUAAGCUCAUGCUUACAUUUCUUCUUAACUAAUAUUUUGAGCAUCUGUAUGGAGAUGUUUUUGAUCAGAUGGUUUACAAUAAUAAUCUUUGGGAUUAGCCUAA
Nymphaea colorata (pocket water lily) is the source of this 1632-nucleotide messenger RNA. RefSeq lists its product as uncharacterized. NCBI's taxonomy places the organism in Eukaryota, Viridiplantae, Streptophyta, Magnoliopsida, Nymphaeales, Nymphaeaceae. The transcript has 3 exons. The coding region runs from base 252 to 1514 and encodes 420 amino acids. The record is from RefSeq and is a predicted model, not a curated record.